AAUCUUCAAGAGCAUCAAAGAACCCACACAAGGGAGAAACCUUUCAAAUGCUCAGAGUGUGGGAAGAGAUUCAGUUGGAGUGGUGGUCUCCAACUGCAUCAAGUAACCCAUACGGGAGAGAAACCUUUUGAAUGCAAAGAGUGUGGAAAGAGAUUCAGUCGGAGUAGUCAUAUUCAAGAGCAUCAAAGAACUCACACAGGGGAGAAACCAUUUGAAUGCUCAGAGUGUGGAAAGAGAUUCAGUCGGAGUGACACUCUCCAACGGCAUCAAGUAACCCACACAGGGGAGAAACCUUUUGAAUGCACAGAGUGUGGAAAGAGAUUCAGUCGGAGUAGUCAUCUUCAACAGCAUCAAGUAACCCACACGGGAGAGAAACCUUUUGAAUGCACAGAGUGUGGAAAGAGAUUCAGUCAGAGUAGCAAUCUUCAAGAGCAUCAAAGAACCCACACAGGGGAGAAACCUUUUGAAUGCUCAGAGUGUGGGAAGAGAUUCAGUUGGAGUGGUGGUCUCCAGCUGCAUCAAGUAACCCACACGGGAGAGAAACCUUUUGAAUGCACAGAGUGUGGAAAGAGAUUCAGUCGGAGUAGUCAUCUUCAAGAGCAUCAAAGAACCCAUACAGGGGAGAAACCAUUUGAAUGCACAGAAUGUGGAAAGAGAUUCAGUACGAGUGGGUAUCUUCAACAGCACCAAAGAACCCACACAGGGGAGAAACCUUUUGAAUGCUCAGAGUGUGGGAAGAGAUUCAGUUGGAGUGGUGGUCUCCAACGGCAUCAAGUAACCCACACGGGAGAGAAACCUUUUGAAUGCACAGUGUGUGGAAAGAGAUUCAGUCGGAGUGGCACUCUGCAACGGCAUCAAGUAACCCACACAGCGGAGAAACCUUUUGAAUGCACAGAGUGUGGAAAGAGAUUCAGUCAGAGUAGCAGUCUUGAAUUCCAUCAAAGAACCCACACAGGGGAGAAGCCUUUUGAAUGCUCUGAGUGUGGGAAGAGAUUCAGUACGAGUGGGUAUCUUCAACGACACCAAAACAUCCACACAGGGGAGAAACCUUUUGAAUGCACAGAUUGUGGAAAGAGAUUCAGUCAGAGUGGCACUCUCCAACGGCAUCAAGUAACCCACAUGGGAGAGAAACCUUUUGAAUGCACAGAGUGUGGAAAGAGAUUCAGUCGGAGUAGUCGUCUUCAAGAGCAUCAAAGAACCCACACAGGAGAGAAACCUUUUGAAUGCACAGAGUGUGGAAAGAGAUUCAGUCAGAGUAGUCAUCUUCAAGAGCAUCAAAGAACCCACACAGGGGAGAAACCUUUUGAAUGCUCAGAGUGUGGGAAAAGAUUUAGUACGAGUGGGUAUCUUCAACAGCACCAAGCAGUCCACACAGAGGAGAAACCUUUUGAAUGCCCAGAGUGUGGGAAGACAUUCAGUUGGAGUGGCAAUCUCCAACGGCAUCAAGUAACCCACACGGGAGAGAAACCUUUUGAAUGCACUGAGUGUGGAAAGAGAUUCAGUCAGAGGCUCAGUCUUCAACGGCAUCAAACAAUCCACACG
Molecule: messenger RNA, 1542 nt
Organism: Heteronotia binoei (common prickly gecko)
Lineage: Eukaryota; Metazoa; Chordata; Lepidosauria; Squamata; Gekkonidae
Product: zinc finger protein 420-like
Exons: 1
Biological process (GO): regulation of transcription by RNA polymerase II
Molecular function (GO): DNA-binding transcription factor activity, RNA polymerase II-specific; RNA polymerase II cis-regulatory region sequence-specific DNA binding
Source: RefSeq, a predicted model, not a curated record